This is a messenger RNA of Rhopilema esculentum, 5395 nucleotides long. Its product is annotated as pleckstrin homology domain-containing family G member 7. Gene Ontology annotation, biological process: Rho protein signal transduction. Gene Ontology annotation, molecular function: guanyl-nucleotide exchange factor activity. NCBI's taxonomy places the organism in Eukaryota, Metazoa, Cnidaria, Scyphozoa, Rhizostomeae, Rhizostomatidae. The record is from RefSeq and is a predicted model, not a curated record.
GCAUGGAUUUUUUUAUACUGUGAAGCUAACAUUGAGCUUUAUCCACGCCUUGCUUGAAUUUAUCUCAAAUAUGCUUCAUAUGUGAAUAAAGAUCUUCUGGUUCAAUAUUUGGACACGCCAUUGUGUUGGUUAAAUUCGAAGAAUGUAAGCUUUUUAUUCCAACUAAUUCAGACAGUUGCUAAUUCAAUAUUCAGAGUCAUACAUACUUUGUGAUUGAGGAUUACAUCAAUACUGCAUGUAACAGGUCUGUAAACUGAGUUUGCUAUAUUUGUUUUCUGGAAAGAGCAAUCCUUUUUGUUCGUUCCUGAUAAGUUCGUUCCUGUCUGUUACGCUGACGUUUGUAUUGUUGUUAAGAUGAUUGAAUAUCAAACAUGCAAUCUAGUCUUUUAGAAGCUUUUGUAGCCCGUAUAAAUUUAGUCUUUUAAUUGAAUGGAGAUCAGAGAACAAUUAUGGAUAUAUUGUUCCUAUUGUCUUCUGUCUACCCCCUACCUGGCAAAUAGUUGAGUCUGUUUAGAAGAUGCAAUUAUUGAUGACGGUAAAAUAAUAAAGAAUAGGAAGAAGCCACAGAGAUCUUUUGGCAACUCGUGUUUGCAUGUUGAUAAUAAUCAGCUGGCAUACAGAAAAUCGUUAUUGAAUCCAUCUGUUGCUGUUCGGAUCGCGAUUUUCAAUUUGCAGCCAUGGAUAGGCUAGAAGUUCUAUCGGUGGGGCUCUCGAAAAAGUCAAAAAGCGAACCAAACAUAUGGCAGAAGUGCGCCCGGAUCGCCAAAAAUAUGAGCGCUGGAUGUAUGCUGUGCUCGCAUCGCACACCCAGCUUCCUGGUUCGCAGUAUAGUCACAACAUCUUGCAGAAAAUCGUAAAGAACAUUGACGAUUCGUAGCCUUGACCCUUCGUGACAUCCUGUGACGUCCUAUAGAACUGGAGCUUUUAGCCCUUUAGUCUCUUUAAUACAACAGAUUGAAUCACACGCAGUCAGAUAUAUAUUUCAUAAUAUGUUAUUAUAGGCCACUACGCCUAGACUUCCAACAUAGGAAUUGUAAUUUAGGCAAUUAUUUAAUGAUGUUAGGAUAAAUGGAAUUUUAGUCCAAUAACUUUCGCUGAGGCAAAAUUACGAUAUUUUGAAUUACCCAGUCACAGUAUAAAGAUUUUUCUUCAAAUGGAUAAUUAAUCUUUUGGUUAUUGGCUCCACAUCAGGGACAUUAACAGUUUUAGGUAAAACAGUAAAAACCUCGCCACUGUGACCAUUUCAAUUCAUUUAAACAAGAUUUGUUCUGCAUCUUUCAUCCCCUUAAAUACUUAUAUAGGUGAAAUUCAAAACGAGAGACAAAUCUCUAUACAAAAAGAAAAAAUCCGAGUUUUGUAAUUCAUAAGUGAUAAUUUCAAUUCAUAUAACAUUGUUUGUUUACCCUUUACAUUGAAAAUCAAAUAUACAAAACGAGAUUACACCAGCUUACGCGCGUCAAUUCUCUUCGCGAAAUUUUACUCAUGGAAGAAUAACAGACCAUUGAUUCUAAGGCCCUUUUAGUGUGAGAAACUUAUUUUGUUUGCAAACUUCUACCUUUGAUACCAGAGCACCCUGUUGGGCUGAAGUGAAGUACAAUCCUUCCAAAAAGUCAUUGGGAACAGAAGCAUUCCCCCUCUCCCAAAACAAUGUUGGUUGAAAAGCCUAUUACUUAAACUAGCUGAUAUAGUUAUUUUGGAUGGGUUUUUGUUUGGAAACUAUUUUAUUUUAUUUAUUCAUGUCAUUCAAUGUUUGUGGCCGUAAGAUAAAGAAAUAUCGAUCUCAUCCCCAAGACAGUGUUGGUUGAAAAUUGUCAAGCCAGCUGACAGCUUACAUUAGAUGAGUUUUAAGCCUCGAGACUGUUGCUAUUGAACAUUGUUCAAGGGGGAUACUACAAGCACGGUUUCGGAAAAGGGCUGGUGUGGUUGCUAAGUGAAGCUCUGGUGCCACCAAGAAAAUAAAUCUACUAACAACCUCUUUAUUCUUUGUUCUUUGAGUAGGAUGGGUAACACUUUACCAGAAUUGCAUCUUGCAGUGCAGUGCACACAAAAAACUUCACUGCUUUCUCAAAUUAUAUAGUAUCACCAGUUUUUUGCAAAUUUUUUGACCUGUCAUGUUGAUCUAGUCUUGGUCAUACACUUAUAAGUUCACCAUUCUUUUUUCCGAGUUGUAACACCCAACAUCCUAAUAUUAUGGAGCCUGUACAAAGAGAUUUGUUCGAAGGUUGGUUUAGCUCCCAAUCUUGUUUACUAGACAUUUCUAGACUGCUUUAUGAUAAAAAUGAAAUAAAUCUUGCAAUGACAUUAACUCCUCUUUUGAAGUGAGUAACGCAUUUCAAAAAGGUCUACUUGGUACAAUUGUGUAUUUACGCCCGCCCGCGCUGGAAAGAAUUUGACGAGCAAAAUGCAGCUUCUAGUUGAUCUAUAAACAUUGCAGUUACUUUUUCCAGAUAGAAUAAGUGCUUUCAAAUGACACUAUAAUACCUCCACUAUACCUGUAUGGUGUCUCUAAGGGGUCUGCUGCAUGUCUGUGUGAUUUCUCUGCACAUGCCAGCAUGACAUCGCUUUUCCUAAAGAACUUCCAAUCCCUUCGAAAGAUAUUUUAUAACGUUGCUUGUCAUUAACGAAGGUAGACUGCUUAAAGGUUACUCUUUUCGUGUUGAACCAAAGGGAAGAUUAACAAAAUGAUAGUUGUCGAACAAAUGAAAAUGGAGAAGAGGACUAGACGUUUUAGUAUCAGGAGCUCUAUUCGAAGAAGCAACUCGAGGAAAGAAAAAGUUCGCAAAUCAGAUAAAAUUGACGCUAAACUUCAGAAAGCUGCAUCUUUGGACAAACCAUUUGUGGACAAUAACGUAGGGCUCGAGAAAAAAGAUUCAAUUGGACAAACCAAUGGUAUCCUACCUGAGGUUCCUGUUAUAACAGUUGAGAAUGAAGAUAGUGAGUCUUGGGGAUCAGGUGAAGACAUGAGUGACGAUAAAUUUGUGGGAGAAAGCGAGGAAGACGCUGCUAUGAGACGAGCGGCUCUGCAAUGCACGCGGUCGUCACGGAGGCGCCUGCCAAAUGCCACCGAAGUGGAGCCUGAUUCGAACCUGCGUAUGGAUUUACAUACUCUUUAUCUUGAAGCGACGGGACACAAAGUUAAUGACUCACGAAAUUUGGAAGGAAAAACUCCUUGGGCUAUGCUGAAAAACAAACUGGGAGGGAAGAAAGCAAAUCUAGAAUCUUUGAGAGUGCUGUUGGAGGAAAUGGGGGAAUGUGGAAAGGAUUUAGCAACACACGCCUUGGUGAAGUACAAGCAUUUGCACUGGACUGAUUUAUCAGGCAAUAUAUUAGACGAAGCUGCCGUAAAUGCAUUGCCAACAAAAGAGAGGAAACGAUUCGAAGCAGUGUGGGAGCUUUUCCAUGCAGAAGUUACUUACAUUACGGAUCAUCUUCUAGUUUUGAAAGAGGUCUUCCAUCUACCCAUGGCCAUGGCAAAGAAAUUUGGAUUUUUGGAUAGAGUGAAUCCAGACAUUGUGUUUAGCAACAUCGACAGUUUAAUACAGGCCUCGACUUCAUUUGCUGAAAAGCUGUUGCGGAUGUUUGAGGUCGAGACCGAAGCCCAAUUCGGCAACUCGAAAACAAUCAUCAGCGCUUUCAGAGAGUUUAACUUGUCUCUGCAUCCAGAGUAUCACGAGUACUGUGUUAAUUACUCAAAAGCGAGAGGACAUCUUAAUUCACUCAGUGAAGACGCAGAAUUCAAAGAGUUUAUGAAAUGGAGUGAAGCCGACCUCAGAUGCAAUCGUUUGCGCCUUAAUGAUUUGCUAGUUGCACCAGUACAGCACUUGACAAAAUACCCAUUAUUACUCAAGGCAAUCAAAACCAAUACGACAAAAUCGAGUGGCGAAUAUGAUCCUCUUAUGGCAGUAAUAAACAGUGUGCAAAAGUCAAUUCGUGAAAUUGAAGGAGAAUUACACGUGUUAUCGAAUCUAGAAAAGAUAAAAGAAAUAAGUGAAAAUCUUGUUUGGCCUACAUUGAUAGAGAAUGACCCUAAAACCUUCAUACCUGAGUUUAUGAAGGCGGAGAUUUCAAAUAGAAACUGUAGCAGCAUCUUUGCUAACCCAUGGAGGGUGCUUCUUUUGGAUGGAUACCUAACAUUAAUAGAUGGCAGCAAGAGUGAGCUGUUUGUUCUUCUUUUUGAUGAUAUGAUAUUAUUGACAAAAUAUCGACGAGCCUUUCAUGGAAAAUUGUUAAAGCGAAGGAACACAAGUCAUCACCUCUUGGAAUCCUCCUCGAUUCCUGAAGAAAAAACGUCACCAUCAGUAAAGCGGAGUGGCUCUACUGGAAGCGACCUUCAAUCGCCAAGUUAUUUAGUUUUUAGACAGCCUAUCUCAUUGGACAGAAUGAGAAUAUAUGACUGUGAAGAAUACGUUAACUCAGGAUCUGCUUAUAAACAUUCGUUUGUUUUGGAAAGUCAUAACAGAUUUUGUCAGACUUUGGCUGUUUGUACCCUUCAAGCAUCAGGAUCAAAGGAGAAGGACAACUGGGUGAAGCAAAUAAGGACGGCCCAGAAGAACUUUACGGACCAACGUAGCCUGAACGAAUGGCAUAAGGACAGCAUGUUUGUAGAAUGCAAUAAUAACGAGAGCCGACGAAACCAUUCAGACACGUUUUCUGAAGGUAUCGACUCUGUUGACUGUGGAUUCAAAGGGAAACGGGUUUUGUCAUCGCCAUCAUUAACAUCUACCGUAGAUAGGUUUCGGCAAGGACGUCUGAGACUGUUUUCCAUUCCUCACUGAACAACAUUGCUGUCGGAAUGCGAGGCUUGCCUCGUAUCCGGGCUCAUCAUUGCAUAGCAGUUAUGUGUCCUAAAUGCAUGCAGAAUGGAGCCAUGAAAAGAUCAAUAUGGAUGCUGUUUCUACUCAAGGCAAACCGAAAAUAUCAAUCAUCUUUAAUCAGCCCACGAAGGAGGAAAGUUCUCAACACAAGAGGGUAAAAAUACAGUGAAAUAUAUAGACGAGAGCAGUGUACAGUUUAUUUAAGUACAUAUUUUGCUGAAAUUUACUUUUGGGUCGAUUAUGGCAGAUAAGAGCAACAAUGACCUUCGUAAAAUUCGCAGCAAAUAUUCAUAAAACUAAAUAUUAACGACCAAGUAGUUUUUAAAGUUAAGCAUUAUGUUUUUAUUUUUGCUUGGAUUUUUUACGAAAUUCGGUGUCCCAAAAUGCUUACAGUCAUCGAUUAUGUGGAUGGAAUCAAAUUAAUUAAUUAUCAUGUUACUGACGUUUGUUUAUAAAUUUGGAAUAUUUUUCAUUCCUCCUUUUGUCGAAGAUCUUGUGAAGAAUUGUAUAUAUGAUUGGGUAUAAAGAAAGUGCAGUUAAUUCAAAUUAACUUUUUUCUUAAUAAAAUUCAAAGUCUACAA